Myripristis murdjan (pinecone soldierfish) is the source of this 2953-nucleotide messenger RNA. It is a transcript of the gene grna, whose product is annotated as granulin a. The record is from RefSeq and is a predicted model, not a curated record. Gene Ontology annotation, cellular component: extracellular region. The transcript has 13 exons. NCBI's taxonomy places the organism in Eukaryota, Metazoa, Chordata, Actinopteri, Holocentriformes, Holocentridae. The coding region runs from base 78 to 2021 and encodes 647 amino acids.
AACUGUCAUAAUUGGUACUGAGGAGCGCCUUCAGCACCUUGACAGUACACACAGCAGCCCUCCAGUCUGUCGCCGAGAUGCAGAAGUGGGUUGUGGUCUGCUGGGCUUUGCUCGCCUUGGUUUGUGCUGAUGAGUGUCCUGAUGGAGGGGAAUGUGAACACGGGCACACCUGCUGCAGCACGCCGGCCAACGGCUAUACCUGCUGCCCGUUGCAUCAGGCCGAGUGUUGUGGGGAUCACAUGCACUGCUGUCCUGAAGGCACGAUCUGCAAUUUGGACCAGUCCAGCUGUGUGAACGCAACGGCGUCAGUUCCCUGGGUUGACAGAAUGCCCGCCAAUCAGCCCGGACUUUCUAAAUCUUUCAGGAUGAUCAAGCCAUACAUAGGCGAUGAUGAUGACAAUGUCUGUCCAGAUAAGUCGCAGUGUCCGCCUGAGUUUUCCUGCCUGAUGGCCCUCACAAGGUUUGGCUGCUGUCCCCUAGCCCAGGGAAUCUCUUGCCCUGAUGGGAAACACUGCUGUCCUGAGGGCCACCAGUGCAGCGAAGACAACCGCUCCUGCAUCAAAAAAGAGCAAGUCAGUGCAGUGAUGUGUGAUGAUGGAGAGUCAGAGUGUCCAGAGGGAACCACAUGCUGCGAGACACCAGACGGCAGCUGGGGAUGCUGCCCCAUGCCAAAGGCUGUGUGUUGUGAGGAUAAGAUCCACUGCUGCCCUGAAGGCAGCACCUGUGAUGUCAAACACUCCAAGUGUAUUUCCUUAUCUACCAAAAAAGACAUGCCGAUGUGGGCCAAGCUCCCUGCAAGAAGAAGGGCAGACUGGGAGAACGGGCAAGAGGGUGCAGUGACAGCAGAGCCUAUUUUUGAUGAGACAGAAAAAGUCCCUGAUUCAAGCACAGUGACAACACUUCCUCCUUUUGGGGAGGAGGAAGUGUCCGUGUCACCUACCACCAAAGCAACAUGCAAUGAUGUUCCCUGCAAUGAAACAGCAUCCUGCCCUGAUGGAAGCACAUGCUGUAAAGACAAAAAGGGGGAAUGGGCUUGCUGUCCUCUACCACAGGCUGUUUGCUGCGAGGAUCACGUUCACUGCUGCCCCGCUCACACAACCUGUGAUGUGACCGGCCAAAAGUGUAACAGCCCCUCGGGGUUUGCACCCAUGUUGGAGAAGGUGGCUGCGUUUACCACGGCGGCACCCAGCACAGAGACGGCUACAACAGAGAAGCAAGUCACUGAGGACAAGGAGGUGGUGGAGGGAGAGAGGAAGCAGGACAAGGGGGAGAGGAAAGACGAGGUAGAGGAGGGCAAGGUUCCCUGUGACUCCCACACCAGCUGCCCUGACCACAGCACCUGCUGCUUCAUGGUCUCAGUUAAAAAGUGGGGCUGCUGUCCGCUGCCAAAGGCGGUUUGCUGCUCUGAUGGAAACCACUGCUGUCCCACAAACUACACAUGCGACGUGAACUCAACCACAUGCGUCAAAGGAGAAGUGGUGAUCCCGUGGUACACUAAGCUCCCAGCCGUGACGAGCGAUGAAGAUUAUGGCAACUCAGUGGAGUGCGAUGCCCGGAACAAAUGCCCUGAGGGCUCCACGUGUUGCCAGCUCGCUGGGGGCCAGUGGGGCUGCUGCCCUCUGGAGAAGGCCGUGUGCUGCCCGGACAAGGAGCACUGCUGCCCACAGGGCUACAGCUGUAACAUGGCAUCGGGAUCCUGCCAGAAAGUCAUCAUGCUCCAGCUGCAGACGGUGCCGCUGACUCCGGUGUACGUGCCGAAGCCUCAGCCCCAGCUGCAGGAUAACAACGUCAAAUGCGACGAUCAGUUCAGCUGCAAAGAUGGGGAGACCUGCUGCAGGAUGUCCGCCACUACAUGGGGCUGUUGUCCCUCUCCUAAUGCGGUGUGCUGCAGCGACAUGGUGCACUGCUGUCCCGCUGGCCACACCUGUGACCAGGGAGGCACCUGCAACCACGGCAGGGGAUUCUUCUGGGACAACUGGAACAUGUUCCUCGCCGACAAAAAGAGAGCGCUGGUUGUGUGAAAACACCACCUUCAUACUUCAUUUCCCGCAUGCAAUGCACUAAUAGAAGAUACACUGAGUUUAUGAUGAUCGUGUGAUGCUUUGUUCUCAGGGGACAGCGGUAGACGCAUUGGUGAGCUUUGAAGUGUUUCAGGGGGGCUGCAGUGCUGGGAUUUCUCUGCUGCUAUGUGCUUUUCAAUCUUUUAAAUAUUUGACCAUGAGGUUUCUUAAAAAAUAAUAAUACCACACAAGAAUAAAAUACCAUUCAAAGAUUAUUAAUAUGUAGAUUACUUAAUUUUGAUAGUGUGAUAGAAAAUUAUAAUUUCAAACUCAGGAUUUUCUAUUUGUUACCUUAAGGUAGGCACAAAGAGUUAAACUGAACUUGAAACUUUCGAGGGGGCAAGAUGAUUUUAGCAGCUUCACAAAAUCCUCUCGUCAAGUUCUGCAUGUUUGAAUAAAAAAAAAAAAGUAAAGGAAGACCGCUUGAGCUGCCUUAUGAUGCAAAUAAAGUGCACUUUACUAUUGCUAGUCAGUCACAGUCUGGGCAUUAUUUAGUGUGUACCUUUCAUAACCUUGAAUGUGAUGAAUUAAAACUGUUAAGUGGCGCCACCUUGUGUUAAAUGAGGGGUUAGACUUGCUGUAAUGAGCAGGAAUAGUUCAGUCAGGAAACUUUCCAUCUGAUUGUCAACCAGUUUUGUUUCACAGCCUUUUAAGUGACACGUCUGACCUGGACAGGUCGCUUGUCUGGCUGCUCUGCCGCUGCUUCUCAUGCAUCACUAAAUCUCUCCUCAUCUGUUUUUAUUUUGUGGGGGGGAUUGCUUCUAUCCAUACGAAAUGUGUAAAUGCAGCAGCAAUUUAUGAAACUAAAGCAGCAGCUAAAUAAAGCAGAUUGAUAGUCGGCUAAAGUCAAAUCCAUUUUCAUGUCUCAUCAUUUAAUAAAUACAUCCGCCACA